This is a messenger RNA of Solea senegalensis (Senegalese sole), 896 nucleotides long. Its product is annotated as histone H3.3. Gene Ontology annotation, molecular function: structural constituent of chromatin; DNA binding; protein heterodimerization activity. The record is from RefSeq and is a predicted model, not a curated record. Bases 154 to 600 code for a protein of 148 amino acids. The transcript is spliced from 5 exons. Lineage: Eukaryota; Metazoa; Chordata; Actinopteri; Pleuronectiformes; Soleidae. Gene Ontology annotation, cellular component: nucleosome.
GUUUGAAUCCACUCGCUCGCUCGCUCAGCCCCUGUCUUGGCUGCUACUGUUGUUGUUUUUAUAUUUGUCGGUUUCCAGGGGUUUUUAAAUUCGGUAUUUAAGGUUUAGUAUUGUUCAAGUUGACAGGUCCUGGUCUGUGUGUCGCACACGACGAUGCGCCAUGACUCGUCUUCCAUUCGCCGGAAAGGCAAAACCCCAAAGCGCCGCCCUGUGGCUCCAGCUCCGACAACGCCGUCUGGGAUUCUCCGCUCCCCAACACGAGGUUCAAGUUCACGGCUGGUUCCUGCAUCCCCCAGGAAGAGAAGGUUCCGCCCAGGAACCAGAGCCCUGAUGGAAAUCCGCAAGUACCAGAAGAGCUCCGAUCUGCUGCUGAGGAAGGCACCGUUCUCUCGCCUGGUUCGUGAGGUUUGUCAAAGUUUUUCCAGAGAGACUCUGCGAUGGCACCUCAAUGCUCUGCUCGCCCUGCAGGAGGCUACAGAGGCUUUCCUCGUCAAGCUGUUCGCAGACGCCAACCUGUGUGCCAUCCACGCCAAAAGGGUCACCCUGUUCCCCCGCGACAUCCAGCUGGCACGGAGGAUCCGCGGCGUGGACGAACUAUGAAGACACAAGUUCCAUCUGUUCUAAUUUCUUUAAUAAAAACUUUCAUUUUAAAAACUUUAGGUGCCAGGGAAAUAUUUAAAUCGACAUCAAGUAACUUUUAAUUUGAAAAUACACAAAGAGAAGUGUGGAAAUAAUCCAUAAUGAAAAUGUUUUUUAUAUAUUUUUCUUUAUUGUUGCUGUGUUCUACAUUGAUGUAAUGAUGACUGUGUCUUAUUAAAUGUGUGCAAAUGUUCCUCAUUUUUAUUGUAUUAAUAAAAUGUUUUUAUUAAAGCUCUGCCAGGGCUACAGACACCAUA